This is a messenger RNA of Cajanus cajan (pigeon pea), 742 nucleotides long. RefSeq names its product homolog of Synechocystis YCF37 (gene YCF37). Gene Ontology annotation, cellular component: chloroplast thylakoid. NCBI's taxonomy places the organism in Eukaryota, Viridiplantae, Streptophyta, Magnoliopsida, Fabales, Fabaceae. The record is from RefSeq and is a predicted model, not a curated record.
UAAGAACCAGUGGCCACACGUAGAGGAUCAUCGUGAGGUCGUGGCCAUGGUUUCUGCAAUCUCGUCACCGUUCUCGGCUCUCUCGUUUCGCCGUCUCCAGGUGUGCAAUGCGACGUCGUCUCCGUGCAAGGCGCGCGCCGUUAAGUCCGUCACGGCGCUUCCGGGCGCGGGGCGGAGGCAGCUGCUGUUUUUCCUGACGGCGUCGACGGCGUUGACGGCGAGGGAAGCGGUUUCAUUGGCGCAGGACAUCCCGUUGUUCGGGAUACGGAAGAAUCUGAGGAAGGUGGAGGAGGAGGCGGAGGAGAUUGUGAGGGAGGGCUUCGAAGCCGCGGACAAGGGGCUGGUGGCGGCGGAGCGGGGGCUGGAGACGGCGGAGAAGGGGAUAGAGGAGGCGGAGAGGGAGGUGGUGGAGGCGGUGAGUUUCGGGGGGUUGGCGCAGGCGGGGGCGGUGGCGGGAGCGGAGGUUUUGGGCGUUUUGGUUGCGACGGCGGUGGUGAACGGUAUUUUGGGACCGGAAGCUCAAAAGUCGUGACUCGUGACAAGUAGAUUGUUGUAGCAUUGAAUUGGAUAUGUUUAUGUGAAAGUUGAUCCAGUCACACUGUAAGACUGUGCUCGAUCGCUUUGUGUGUUUAUCUUUGUAGCUUUCUCAUCAUAUCAUGUGAAUGAAUGCAUCUAGAAUCCAAUAGCCUUGUUCUAACUUUAUACAAAUAUAACAAGAUUAGUAAGUUUGCAUAAAGUUAAA